ACCCAUAAGAUCUAUUGUAUCGAAAUUGUUCAAAAAGAAAUUGUUGUUCCAAAGCAAGCCCAUAUUUUUGCUCUGUAUUGAUUUUUCGCAAUAUAAAAUGACAUCGACUGCUAAAAACAGUCUCCCGAAAAAUGGGAACGCAUCUCUCCGAAAACCUUGUGCUCCACAGGGGAAAAGCAACAUUGACAACUCAUCGAAAGGUUGUAGGCGUACUGCAUACAAGACAUCAUCGGUGCUGUUAUCCGGUGCACUAGAGUUUGGUUUGCUGGACAGUAAGACACGUUGGAUGCCAAUGCAUAGGCUUGGCACUCUACCCAGUUAUUUACGAUCCAAGCGACCAGUAACGACACAUGACUACUCUAAUUCUACGAUUAACCCGAAGAAACGACACAACAAUAUAAGCACUGAGACUGUAGAAAAGUUAGAGAAGUAUACAAAAUCAAAGAUCAUUCCAGAAUCGGCGCAGUUAAUGAACGAAGAACAGUCUGAUACUUCUUCCAUUGAUCGGUGGCCUAAACUAAAAAUGGCGAGUUCUUGUGCCAGAAAGAAACAUAUCUGGGCUUCAGGAGAUACACCAUAUGAGGGCAACAAUCAUACAAAGUUGGACCAGAAAAUUCAGCGACACGAUGAAAAAACGUGUAAUAAGAAACAAAUUAAUCGAAAUCGAGAACUUCAACAAGUAGCAAAAACAGCUCAGCUCGAGGCUUGUCUGAAGAGCCAACACUCGAUUGCUACUUUUAGAGAAUCCCUAGACCCGGAAGUGAUGCAGGAUCAAAAUGAAACAACGAACGGUUCAUGGGCUGGUCCUCCGCAAAAAUAUACAAAAUCAACUCAAAGCAGUGAUCCAGUGAACCUGAUCGAUGUUAGCAAUGCUAGUGAAAAUGAGAACAUAUUUAAUUCCGAAACCUCAGAGAAGCUGGCAACGCAAGGGAAACUACUGCAACAAAUUUUUAUCAGUAAUGCAUUCGUAAAUAACAAUUCUCAAACAAGCCACAUUGAAUCACCUGAACAUCCUGAGGCUACCCACGCUCGGUCAAUGCUGGAACUUGAAAAUUUGCGAAAAGAUUACAGAAUUCUCCAGCAAACGAAAAGCCUAGACGACAUAAUGUUACAGGUUCGUUCGAACCUGCUGGAUUGUUUGGAAUCUAACAAGGAAUCGUUCAAAGCGCGAUGUGAAUUCCUGACCAAGUAUGAGGAUGUCGAUGAGUCACAGGUUCAAGAGUUCGAUACGUUAUUUAACACGGUUUCUGACAAGCAACGGGAAUGUUGGGAGGACGAGAAAACUAUUGCGGAAAUUGAACACAAAAUCCGAGAAUUCAAAACCGUUCGAUCGAAGUUGUUGGAUAUACUAAAGCAUUUAAAAGGAGACAAUCGAAAGAUGUUGGGGAUAAUUAGAAGCAAGGCUAGUUACAAUCACGACACAUCGAAUACUCAUCAUAGUCAACUUCCGGCGCAGAUAUUUGGACAGGUUCAAAAAUGGUUUCCUGGACUCAGCCGAGCAAAGAUAUCAAUGUCGAAGUCGAGUAAGUUUUCGACAGAAUGUAGAGGGAAUCGGAAGAGCACUUGGUAAUUAUUCUGUUAAGUAAUG
Messenger RNA from Malaya genurostris, 1588 nucleotides. RefSeq lists its product as uncharacterized. The transcript is spliced from 5 exons. The record is from RefSeq and is a predicted model, not a curated record. Bases 98 to 1570 code for a protein of 490 amino acids. NCBI's taxonomy places the organism in Eukaryota, Metazoa, Arthropoda, Insecta, Diptera, Culicidae.